Zeugodacus cucurbitae (melon fly) is the source of this 2504-nucleotide messenger RNA. RefSeq names its product transcription factor 25 (gene Nulp1). The transcript is spliced from 10 exons. The record is from RefSeq and is a predicted model, not a curated record. Gene Ontology annotation, cellular component: RQC complex. Lineage: Eukaryota; Metazoa; Arthropoda; Insecta; Diptera; Tephritidae. The coding region runs from base 227 to 2389 and encodes 720 amino acids.
AUGGCAUCACAAAAGAAACUUCAAAAUUUGUAAACAAACAACAUCGUUUUCAUAUAAAUUUCUCGUAACAUUUCAUUCGUUUUUAUCACAUUCUUCCAAACGGAAUAAAAUAAAUGAAGAGCUGGUGACGAGGUAGCAAAAAUAAAACAAAAAAUUGUGGAGUUUGAAGACGUGUUAAUAAGAAUUUGUGAAGCACCCAGAAUUUGAAAAGGCGAAGUUUAUAAAAAUGUCAUCUCGCGCACUUAAGAAAUUGCAAGGUGGCAUAGACAAGGAUUUAAUGAUCGAUGGCAAAGAUAGCAACGAUGAUGAGCAACUAAGUGAGGACGAUGAUGAAUUGGUAACAACACGGGGCAAGCAUUUGAAUCCCUUUGAUCUGUUGAAUCAACAAAGUCUCUCAGAGAGCGAAGUUAAGGAGGAUGAUAACGAAACGGAGCAUGCUUCAACGGCGGCAAAUCUACCCAGUGGUGCAGGUGGUGGCGGAGCAGCCAAACAAAAGAAGAAGAAGAAGCGCAAGAAGAAGACAAAGUACACCGGCAAUCACAUAAGCAGUGAGGAUAACGAGCUUACAGAUAAAUACUUAAGCGAUAUUGAUUCUCUUAUUGGGAAAGUACAUGAUGCCACAAACCAAAAUCAAAAGUUGCCACCUCCUAGUAUAGAGAUCGAUAAUUCCUUACUGAGAGUGGAACUAAGACACUUGAGUCCACAAAAUGAAAUGCGUCGAACUUUUGGUAAACAAGUUGUCAAAAUUGAGAAUAAACGUGGCCGCCAAAAAUCGACACUGAAGUGUACAUACAUGGUUACUGCCAAAGAUUCUUGGCCUCGUAUCCCGAAAAACGUUAUUUCAAUGAAAGCCGUACCAUCGCCGGAUCAGUUAGCCGGCACCAGUCGUGCACACAUUAAUCCAUUAGAAAAAAUUCAAUGGUACGCUUUCGAACACAGCCCAUACUAUCAGGGAAUACAGAAUUUAUUUUUGCAAGCCGUUGAACGCACUGAUUCAGACUUCUUUAUUAGUUUGAUAAGGCGUUGUCCAUAUCACGUCGAUUCUUUAAUACAGCUAAGUGAAUUAUGUAAAAUGACAGAGAACUAUAGCUUAGCUGCUGAACUUAUUGAGCGCGCCGUACUUGUGCUGGAGUCCUCACUACAUCCAUGUUUCAGUUUGACAUCGGGCAAUUGUCGUCUUGAUUAUCGCCGCCAAGAAAAUCGUGCAUUCUUUAUUACAUUGUUUAAAUAUGCACAAUAUUUGGAAGCGCGUGCUUGUUGUCGCACCGCGUUUGAAAUAUCCAAAUUGAUAUUGAAUUUGAAUCCGAAAGUAGAUCCGCUCGCGAUCGUAUUGAUUAUCGACUACUAUGCUUUACGCAGCAAGCAGUAUGCCUGGCUUAUACAAUUCUACGAGGAAUAUGAUGCCGCACGCAACCUAUCACAGUUACCAAACAUGGCGUACUCAUAUGCUUUGGCAUUAUUUUGCCAAUCGGGAGACUGUGAAAAGUCUAAUAAAGCUUUGCAGUAUGCGCUGUUAAUGUUUCCCGGUGUGUUGCGUCUGCUUUUGGAUGAAUUAUCUGUGCAAACCGAUAUGCGUGUAAUAACAUCGUCUUACUUUAACUCGUCGAUAUCUGGCAGCCAAUCACCAUCACUGCAUCAGCUCGUAUCGUUAUACAUCUGUCGUGCCAAAGUGGUGUGGCGUCAGGAUAACAUGUUGCCUUGGUUGGAGCACAAUGUUAAUACAGUUUUGGAUCUUGUUGAUAAGAAAGAUGAAAUCAUUAACGAUUAUAAUAAGAAGCGUGCUGUGCGUUAUGUCUCGCCGCCACGUCCCAUCUUACGUCAUGUGAUACUAUCGGAUUAUAAGGAAAAAGUACCAUUAGCGCCAUUCCUUAGCGCGGAGAAGGAUCCGAUCAUGAUGUAUGAUCCCUUGCCACCAGUGGACUCAAUGAAUUGCUAUGAGCGAAAAUCAUCGUCGAGCAGCCCAACAACAGGCCCAAAUCGAUCGGUGCUCAUGUUUUUUGAAUCGCUGAUGCCAACAUUCAAUUUAAAUAAUCGUGGCGGUGAACAACAGCAACAACAACAACAAAAUGCUGUAGCAGCAGCAGUGCCCGAACGUGCGAAUGCUUUGCCCGCACCGCAAGUCAAUUUGGGUCAUGAUGACGAUGAAGUGGCGCAAGUGGAUCGCCAUCUCCAAGCAUUGAAUGCAAAUUUGGAAAAUGCCGCAGCUGAAGAACCUGUCGCCAACGCCGAGGGUGGCGCUUCGUAUCGUGAACUCACACAAUCGCUGACAAAUAUCGUUGAUGCCAUGCGUGAUUUUCUGCAAAAUUUCCGUAUUGUGGAGCCCAUGCAGACGGCCGAUGGCGAAGAAAACGGCAGUUCAGAAGAAGACACGAGCGAUUACUUUGAUUGAAUUGCUACUGCUGCGCUUUACUUCUUUUUUCCUUUCAUUUUCUUCUUUUCUGUUCAACUUCUUACUACAAUUCCACUUUAAUACAAUUCAAUUCUUCUAUUUAUCAACUUUACUU